CUAAAAUCGUGAGUUACUAACCGAAUACAAAGUGAUUUAUCCAGGGUUAAUUUUUUCUUACAAUCAUCAUGAGAUUCCUAGCUAUUUCCUUGAUUUUCGCGCUAAGUUGCAGCUUAUGUUUAGCUUUAUCAGUACGACAAAAUCCAGAACAACCUACAGACUCUGAUAACGAUACGAUGAAAAAACAAUGUACCAAAAAUUUCGAAAUUAUAUCACAUGAUAGCGAUUAUCAAAGACUCUACGCAUGUAUAGGAAAUCAAAUAGUACCUUUACGAUGCCGUCACUGCUUAAGGAUGGAGCCAAGCCAAAGUUCAAAUCUGUUUGAUUCGAUUUUUACGUCAUUAAAAGCAAAAGAGCAGGGAUGUUUGGUGGUGUGUGGUGAUAAUACGAAUGGAGAAAACCAAGUUGGGGAGGGAACAGUAGGUGCUGGAAGUCUUUCUGGACUUGGAGGUUUAAGCGGCCAACUUGGAAACGCGGGACAAGCAAUGGGUCUUGAAGGAAAUGGAAGUGUAAAAGACAUGAGCAUUUCACCAGAUAAUAUUCAAGGAAAUGAUAACUAUAUAAGUGAUAACAUGGGUCGUUACCUUUAGGAAAAAUUAAAAGUUAAUUUAGGAUGAUUAUUAAAAAAUUUAACUAAAA
This is a messenger RNA of Agrilus planipennis (emerald ash borer), 639 nucleotides long. RefSeq lists its product as uncharacterized. The transcript has 4 exons. The record is from RefSeq and is a predicted model, not a curated record. Lineage: Eukaryota; Metazoa; Arthropoda; Insecta; Coleoptera; Buprestidae. The coding region runs from base 69 to 590 and encodes 173 amino acids.